AUGGCGACUCUUGAUUCCGACGUGCCAAUGGUUCCCGCCGGCGAGCCCUCCAGCAGCGCCGGCCCAUCUUCCAAGAAGCCCAAGCGCUUCGAGAUCAAGAAAUGGAACGCCGUUGCACUCUGGGCCUGGGACAUCGUUGUCGACAACUGUGCCAUCUGCCGGAACCACAUCAUGGAUCUCUGCAUCGAGUGCCAAGCCAACCAGGCUAGCGCCACUAGCGAGGAAUGCACUGUGGCUUGGGGGGUUUGUAACCAUGCUUUUCACUUCCAUUGCAUUAGUCGAUGGCUCAAAACCCGUCAAGUUUGUCCUCUAGAUAACAGUGAGUGGGAGUUUCAGAAAUACGGCCACUAG
Messenger RNA from Sphenostylis stenocarpa, 351 nucleotides. The record is from the annotation of a GenBank genome assembly. Lineage: Eukaryota; Viridiplantae; Streptophyta; Magnoliopsida; Fabales; Fabaceae.